AUGGCGUCAUCUUCAGGACAGAAUACAGUCAUUCAUCUUGGACCAGAGGAUCCUUCAUUAUUGCUGUUACAAAAUAUUCACGUGUCUAAACAUAUAUGGGAUGGUCGAGAUCAUCCUAUUUUGAAGGUUAGGAAGAGACAAUUUAUUUCAGCUGGUUUGGAUGAUGUUCCAGAGGAGAUCCUUCCACAUUUAGAGCUUGCAGGAUUUACUAGUAUUACUCACGUGUGUCAGUUCCCAUUAGACUUCCUGUUAAUCACUGCAUUAGUAGAGAGAUGGAGGUUAGAGACACACACUUUUCACUUACCUCCAGGCGAGUGUACAAUCACUUUGCAGGAUAUAUCAGUAUUGUUAGGUUUACGCAUUAAUGGAAGACCUGUGAUAGCACCUAUUGGAAGUAAUUAUGCUGAUAUUGUUGAGGAGAGCCUAGGGAUUAGACCAUCACGUGCAGAUUUUGUUGGUAGCUUCUUGAAGACGAGUUGGUUAGACCAACAUUUUACCCAUGUGACGAUGCAUGCACAUAAUCCUUUACAGAUCACCCGAUUUGCUAGGGCUUAUAUGUUGCGGUUGAUUGGAGGUUUUAUGUUGAGUGAUCACUCCAGCAGUAAAGUCUCUGUGAGGUACUUACCUUUACUAGAGAAUUUUACUGUCACUGAUGAAUAUAGUUGGGGGUCUGCAGUUUUGAGAUUUUUGUAUAGGGAGCUGUAUAUGGUCACCAACAUUGAUCGGCAUGGUUUAGGUGGAAUGGCUGCAUUACUUGUCAUGUAG
Messenger RNA from Abrus precatorius (Indian licorice), 765 nucleotides. RefSeq names its product protein MAIN-LIKE 2-like. The transcript has a single exon. Bases 1 to 765 code for a protein of 254 amino acids. NCBI's taxonomy places the organism in Eukaryota, Viridiplantae, Streptophyta, Magnoliopsida, Fabales, Fabaceae. Gene Ontology annotation, biological process: meristem development; meristem maintenance. The record is from RefSeq and is a predicted model, not a curated record.